AUGGAUAUGUCUAGAAAUUUGCUUCCAAACAACGACCCCAAUCUCUAUGGUAAUGAUGACGCUUUUGAGGCCUAUAUCGACAUGGACUUCCUAAGAAACGAUGCCAUGGAAGAAGAUGUAGAUUUAAGAAGCAUGUCAAAUUCAGAUCUAUUCCGUUAUUAUUUGGAAGAAGAGUUGAUUAAGGACCAAGAAGUUUUGGAAGAAACUCCUACCACGUAUUCAGCACCUACGCAAACUGUUGACGAGUUUUCUUUAAUAACUGAUCCAGUUCCUGUCAAUGAAGAAUUAAAACUUACUCCAAUGUCAAUAGUUGAAGAGACCAAUGAAACUUCUCAACAAGUAGUCCCUUCUACUGCGGUUGCUCCGUCUUUGGCCAUGCUUAAUGCGCAGUUGGCUGAAUUGUUAGCAAAACUUCCUACAAUUAAACAAGAAACUACUACAAAUAAGACCGACUUAUCGACUGGUUCUUCUUCACCAAAAUCUAAUGAGACUCCAACAUUAAAUUCUACGACUAAUUCUGUUAAUAGUAAUAACAAUUCUCAGAAAAGUGAUGGUAGUAAUCAAGUAGAUUUGAAAAAAUUAUCAUCGAAAGAACGACGUCAAAUUCGUAAUAAAAUUUCUGCUAGAAACUUCCGUGUUAGAAGAAAAGAAUAUAUUCAAAAUUUAGAAACUACCAAAGAACAACAACAAGAGGAAAUAAAUAUACUUAAGCAAGCCUUGGUGCACUUGCAAGAAGAGAACAAAAAGUUGCAACAAGAAGUUGACAAAUUGCGAAAACAACAGGAUACCAAAUCAAUUGUUACAUCGCCACCUUCACCACCACACAUCCCCUCACCAUCAUCAACAAGAGCUAUGCCUUCUAUUCCUCAACCAUCUUCGCCUACUUCUCGUUAUCUUGUCAUUCCUAAUGUUAAUAAAGACGCGUCACCUUCGUCUUCAUCUGCAAACAAAAAGACAUGGCAAGAUUCGCGUGUUAGAGUUCAAACAACUUUCAUUCCUGAAUUCAAUCUUGACAAACACUUGUUCGAAGAAAAAUCCGCGUCAUCAUAUUUGGAUUUCCGAAAUACUUAUCAAUAUAGAUAUCCUUCUAUGAUUAAUUUGAUUGAAUUUAGUCAAAGCAUGGAUGGUCAAAGAUUUUGGCUCGCUUAUAUGUUAAUUUCAACUGCAAUGCAGCAAAUGACGAAGUUGUUUAUUGAGGCAGUAUGUGCUACACCGAUAAAUCAGAUGAUUUCUGCACUUUUCCCAAAUUCUAAAACCCCUGCAUUAGAACCUGCAAAUGAAGUUGAUCUUCAAUCCUUUGAACCAGAAACUGUUAAUCCUCGACCUUCUUUGGAUGACGAACAACUUAGCGUCGACGUGACAGAAGUUCAACAGCCAUCCUUGUUGGACAGCAAUACAAUGGUUGAAUCUGUCAAAGAGGCCUCUGUCUUAGAUUGGUUAUAUGAUGCUAUGGUUAGCCAUAUAAUUGAACAAAGUCAAAGAGAAGUUAAAAUGAUGGAGCUCAGUGAUUGGGUUGGUGAAGAAUGGGAUGACAAUGUUUUACCAUUUUUGUUUUAA
Funneliformis mosseae is the source of this 1557-nucleotide messenger RNA. NCBI's taxonomy places the organism in Eukaryota, Fungi, Glomeromycota, Glomeromycetes, Glomerales, Glomeraceae. The record is from the annotation of a GenBank genome assembly.